GGGCGGGGCAAGAUUAGGCGCUACCCGGUAGCUUUCAGGGCUGGUGCUGCUGCAGGACCCUCGAGCCGCGGCCCUGCUCUGCGUCCACGCGUUGCGUCCGUUUCUUGGGGGGGAUGGGGCGCUCGGGGCUACGUAGGGUAGGGGCAGGGCGGGGAAGAUCUGUAGGGCCUCGGGGCUUGCGUCGGUGAAUCCAGGCCUGCCCUUGCGGCCGCGGAGCUUGGCGCGGCCGGGCCCUGCCCUCCCAACGCCCCCUCGGGCCCCGGGCGGGGUCAUGAGGCUGGCAGGCCCGCUCCGCGUGGUCGUCAUCGUCCUCACUGCCGGUCUUACCUGGAUCCUGGCCAGCCUCUUGCUGGGCACUGAGAGCGGCUUCGGCUUCGCCCGGCUCCAGCGCCUCCUGGCCAGCCCUGAGAAUCCCCCCACAGCUGAGCCGAGGCCACGAUGGUUCAAGUGUGGGCUGCCCCAGCCCUGCCCCGAGCAUCACUUGGCUUUCCGCCUCGUCAGUGGUGCUGCCAACGUUGUGGGGCCCAAGAUCUGCCUUGAGGACCAGAUGCUCAUGAGCAGCGUCAAAAACAAUGUCGGCCGUGGCCUGAACAUCGCCCUGGUCAAUGGUGUGAAUGGGGAGCUGAUUGAUGCCAAGGCCUUUGAUAUGUGGGCUGGAGAUGUCAACGAACUGCUGAAGUUUCUGCGCCCCCUGCACGAAGGGACCCUGGUGUUCGUGGCUUCGUUUGAUGACCCAGCCACUAAGAUGAAUGAGGAGGCGCGGGGGCUGUUUGGAGCACUGGGCAGCCGGGCAGCCGCUGACCUUGCCUUCCGCGACAGCUGGGUCUUCGCGGGUGCCAAGGGGGUACAGGACAAGAGCCCCUUUGAGCAGCACAUGAAGAACAGCAAGAGCUCCAACAAGUACGAGGGCUGGCCUGAGGCACUGGAGCUGGCUGGCUGUGUCCCACAGCGCACGCCUGAGGGCCAGUGAUUCCCUCCACCCUGCAGUGGGUAGCUAGGGCCCCUGUGAAACCCCCCCAGCAAGGGCAGGGCUGUUUUUCCCCCCCCCCCCCCCCCCCCCCCCACUGGCUCUAACUUAUGUCCCCUGUGCUAGGAGCAAACCCAAGCUCUGGGCUACCAGUUCCCCGCCUUUCCAGUUCCAACUCAGAUUUCUGGGGAGGGCAGUAAUCUGCCCCCAAGUGCCUUAUGCUGGAGGUGCCCCUGCCUUCCUCCCCCCGGGCAGAAGACAGGAAUGUGGUUUUGGUGUCUGAGGGAGCUCCAGGGCUGGGGAGUUUCAACUGUUGAUCAUUGUAACACCCCUGCCCCCCCCUUUCUUUGGGGCUGCUGCCUCCAAAUAAAAACAGUGCAGACCA
Molecule: messenger RNA, 1352 nt
Organism: Alligator mississippiensis (American alligator)
Lineage: Eukaryota; Metazoa; Chordata; Crocodylia; Alligatoridae
Gene: FAM3A
Product: FAM3 metabolism regulating signaling molecule A
Exons: 9
Coding region: 272-970 (232 amino acids)
Source: RefSeq, a predicted model, not a curated record